Molecule: messenger RNA, 1263 nt
Organism: Octopus sinensis (East Asian common octopus)
Lineage: Eukaryota; Metazoa; Mollusca; Cephalopoda; Octopoda; Octopodidae
Product: SCAN domain-containing protein 3-like
Exons: 1
Coding region: 1-1263 (420 amino acids)
Source: RefSeq, a predicted model, not a curated record
AUGGACGAAUCCACAAUCCGGGACAGUGAGGCUCUGUUAUUGACUUAUGUGAGGUAUAUUGACCACGAGGAGUUUCAGGAAGAGAUGCUGUUCUGCGUAUCGUUUGAAACCACCACAACUGCAAAUGAUAUUUACAUCAAAAUCAAACAUUAUUUGGAUGCAAACAAAAUACCAAAGGAAAACUUACUGGCAUGUGCGGCAGACGGUGCACCUGCCAUGAUGGGCAAGAAUACGGGAUGCUUAAAAAUGAUGAAGGAUGAAAAUCCAAACAUGUUGACUGUCCAUUGUGUAAUACACCGAGAAAACUUGGUUGCCAAGAAAUUGUCCCCUGUUCUUAACAAGAUUCUUCAAAGUGUGAUCAAGUGUGUCAACAGCAUUAAAAGAAAUUCUAAAUUUGAACGUCUUUUUAAGCAGUUUUGUAUAAAUCAAAGUGCCGAACAUGUUCGAUUAUUGCUUCAUACAGAAGUAAGAUGGCUAUCAAGUGGAAACUGCUUAAAGAGGUUCAUGGAAUUAUUUGAUCAGAUUAACGACUUUCUUAGUGAUAAAUGUGAAAUGAAAUUGCUGUCAACAACGGAUGGAAAAGCAUUUGUCAGUUAUUUGACAGACAUAUUUGAGAAACUUGGAAACUUGAAUAAACAACUUCAAGGUGCAAACAUGACACUUAUUGAUGCAAAAGCAAAGAUUUUUGGAUUUAUUACAGCUCUCGAAUUAUGGAAAAAGAAAUUUUCCAAAAGAAAUUUCAGUGAACUUUACUGGUUGAGUAAAUGUGAAAUAACGAAUGAUGCUGGCAUUGUAAUUAUUGAUCAUUUAAAUAUCUUGAUAAAGGAUUUCAAUGACAGAUUUUGCGAUUUAAAGGCAAUGAAUUUUCCUUCUUGGUUAACUCAACCGCUUCUGAUUAACGUUUCUGAUGCUACAAUCCAAUACCAAGAAGAGUUAUCAGAAUUACAACAUGAUGAAUCAGUGAAGACUUUGUUUAAAUUGAAAGGUACAAAGAUGUGGCUAUAUGACGAGGUUGAAAGAAAAUAUCCUAAAAUUUCUACAUCAGCGAGAGAGCUACUGAUUCCUUUCCCUUCGUCUUAUUUGGUCGAAUGUGGUUUUAGUGCAGUUGAUAAUUUGCUCGAAGCCAAGAGAAACCGGCUUGAGAUUACAAAACGUGGCGAUUUACGACUGAAAUUAACAAAGUUGUCUCCUCAAAUUAAAAACUUGUGCUGUAUGCAUCAGGCACAGGGUCUCACUAAAUUAGUCGAGCUGACCGUCAAAUAA